Messenger RNA from Mugil cephalus (flathead mullet), 9865 nucleotides. It is a transcript of the gene klf7b, whose product is annotated as Kruppel-like factor 7b. The coding region runs from base 391 to 1320 and encodes 309 amino acids. The transcript is spliced from 4 exons. Gene Ontology annotation, molecular function: DNA-binding transcription factor activity, RNA polymerase II-specific; RNA polymerase II cis-regulatory region sequence-specific DNA binding. The record is from RefSeq and is a predicted model, not a curated record. NCBI's taxonomy places the organism in Eukaryota, Metazoa, Chordata, Actinopteri, Mugiliformes, Mugilidae. Gene Ontology annotation, biological process: regulation of transcription by RNA polymerase II.
UGCUGCUUGGAGGAGCAAACCUGGCAACCUGGCUACUUGCGCGGAGACCGAUCGGGCAAUCUGGCAAUGCGGAAAUAGAUCUGGCACCCCGGAGCCGUACCGCGGAGAGAGGCGUGACGGAGCGAGCAGAGAGGAGAGGGGAUUUUCACUGACAAAGAUAAAAUAAUCAUCACUUUCUUUCCUCUCAGCUUUUUUUUUCUUUUCUUUUUUUAAUUAAAGUGCGCUCAGGUGCGCUCGUCUGCACCGGCUGGGGAUUAUUUUUUUUUUUCCCCCAGCGUUUGUUUCUUUUUAAUUUGUCAAGUCAAAGAAGAAGGAAGAAGAAGAAGAAGAAGUGCGUUUUUAUCGUUUGGAUCCCGGACUUCUUUACUGACUUCUUGUUUUGCAUCAAGCAUGGAUGUGUUGGCGAAUUACAGUAUUUUCCAGGAACUCCAACUCGUUCAUGACACUGGUUAUUUCUCCGCGAUGCCUUCCCUGGAGGAGAACUGGCAGCAGACAUGUCUAGAGUUGGAGCGCUACCUACAGACGGAACCCAAACGACUCUCGGAGCUCUUCGACGAGGAGCUGGACUGUCUCCUAACGCCAGCCUUCAUGCAGGGCGGGGACAGCGACGAGGACCUGAUGGACCCCCUCCUCCCCAGCCUCCCGGAUCAGCCGAGCCCGCCCCCUCUACUGGUAACCCUCCCGAAGGUCCAGGCCAAAAUCCUCCAGGUCCCCAACCCCAACAAGAGCCAAGCGGUAGCUGGGACCGAAACCCUCACAGCCAAGGACCAAGUCCUCGGAGGAGUCAGCGCGGCGCAGCUCAGCGCCGCCGUCACGUCCCUAACGCCGCCUUCGUCACCGGAGCUCGGCCGGCACCUUAUCAAACCCACACAAACACUCACUGCGACGGCGGACGGCACGUUAACGCUCAAGCUGGUGGCGAAGAAGGUGGGAUUAGGGGCGGCGAAGCUGGUGGCGGCGCGAGCGUUACCGUCCCCCCCGAGCCGAGGGGGAGCCCUCAGCGACAGCGAGCAGGGCGGCGGAGGGAGCGUGGGAGGAGACGUACCGGAGAACAAGAAGAGAGUCCAUCGGUGCCAGUUUAAUGGCUGCAGGAAGGUUUACACCAAGAGUUCCCAUCUGAAGGCACAUCAGAGGACCCACACAGGUGAGAAGCCCUAUAAGUGUUCAUGGGAGGGCUGCGAGUGGCGUUUUGCCCGCAGCGACGAGUUGACACGACACUACCGCAAACACACCGGAGCGAAGCCAUUCAAGUGCAACCACUGCGACAGGUGUUUCUCUCGGUCGGACCACCUGGCCCUGCACAUGAAGAGGCACAUCUGAGGGAGACGGGGAGGAGUGGGAGAGGAGGAGCAAGAAGAGGAGUAGUAGUAGUAGGAGGAGGAGGAGGAGGAGGAGGAUGAAGAGGAGGAGGAGGAGGAGAGACAGGAGGAGAGAGGGGUGGGCAGUGAAGCUACCACCGGCCCGCCCGGCCCGCCCGCCUCGUGUUCACCCCGUCUGAAAACCAUUCGGCUCGUCAUCGGCCGUCGGGGACGGGGACCUGGAGGAGCACGAGGAGUAGCUAGAUUGUUGUUUUUCUUUAAACUUACACGCUCACACUUGCAAUAGAGAACACUUCACACACAGACACACACACACGUUUUUUGGAUGCAUCAUCCCGGUGAACCCCGGCCGCUCUCCCAUGCAGCUCCGGGGGCUCGGACACUGCCAACUUUUACUCAACUCGCUUGAUGAGACAUUACGCCGCCUUUCUUUAUUUCUUCCUUUCUUUCUUUCUCUGUACUCAGUGUGUUUAAAAACUAUCGGGACAUUUUCCAAUGAGGUAAACUUUAAAUAUCCAUAUAGUCAGCUGUUAGCGCUUUACCGGCUUUUGAAAAUCACAAUACUCGGCUUCUUUCUUUUGCUGUUGGUGUUUCUCAUACACACGGAUCAUUAACGAAACCAUCACCUGCCGCAGUCAGCUCCAGUAAUCUAAACGUGAAGAAAACAACAACAAUGCCAAAUCUGCAGGAGAGAGACUGUACGGAAGGACUCCUAGCAUGGCUGACAAUCGAACCCAGGGCUCGGACACUGGGCGCACCCACGGGGCUUUUGGUCAGCGGGUGCCGCCGCUGCAGCUCUCAGGCUCUCCUCCAGUCGGUGUUUUGCAUCUCUCACCUUCACUGAGACGCCUGCCGCCUCCGCGGGCCACCUGACAGAAAUGCGCAGCGACACUUUCUUCCCUUUUUUUCUACUUAGAGGAAUUCUUCUUAUUGUUGUUAUUAAGAAAAAAAAAAAAAAGGAAUGACACUUUGUUCUUUUCUCUCUUGGAGAAAACGUCUUUGGACUCACUGAAAUGUGUUCGAGAGAGAGAGAGAGAGAAAAAAAAAAACUUAAAAAUCUAAGAUGACUUCAACAGAAUGUGUGGGAUGGGAAGGAGAGCGUCGUCGGUCUUUUAAUCCCCAUGUGCGCCGACUCUGCAUCUGCAGUCUGCAAGCAACCAGCGGAUGAACAAAAAAAAAGAGCAGAAUCAACUCGCUACUUCUUUUUUUUUUUUUUUUUGGACUAAAAUAAAAGCAGAAAGCAGAGAGGUCUUUGUCUUUUGUGCAGCUCUUUCUGCCCUGCGACUCACUGCAGCUGAAAAACAGAAAAACUCUGGUAAGACCUCACGCGGUCCAGUCAAGCAGAGGACUCGCUAAAAUCUGGAGUUCUGCUAUCUGGUUUGAGUUAUUUUGUUUGUUUUUUUUUUGUUUUUUUUUUGUGUGUGUGCGUUUUUUGAUUCUGAAAAUCAUCCCGAGCGCUUUCACGGCCUCUCUGAGAUCUCCCUGGCAGCACUGCAGGGCAGGAACAAAACAGCCGAACAGCAGCUUUUUCGGUUCCUCACGUGGGACUGAAAACGCCGACCGACCGACCGACCUUCGCGCGGUGACCACGAACAGACGCGGUCACGUCGACCCCAUCGAAUUUGCCUGUUUUCGUAUCCAUUGACUGCACUGACUUUUUUUCAAUGUUAUCUGUGCUUUCUUUUUUUACAGCGGAAAAAAAAAAUUUAAAAAAAAUACGGAAAAAAAAAACGAGGAACACGAAGAAAAAAAAAAUCAUAAAAGACUUGGAAAAAAUACAACACAAAAAACAAUUCUGUCUCACUCUAUACAUUGCAUACAGAACGAGCACGCGCUCGCCGUUUAACACACACACACACAAACGCACACUUACACUUCAGUUCCUUUGCUCCCGGCUCCUCUCGAGAUAAGACUAAUAAGAUUUAGGAAAAUAAUUAUAAAACUAAUGAACAGAGUUGGAAAACAAAACACUGCAUGGCAGGUUUUAUUGCACACACGCGCACACAGAACAGCUCAUGAACACACACACACGCGCACACACUUCCUGGAAUUAUAUGUUCUGCUCCCAAAUCUUUUUUCACAGUAGGAAUUUAGCAACUGUUGUUUAGUAGAAGAGUAUCUUAGCUCUCGGCUGGAGGUAACAAACGACUCCAAAUCCUUUUCGAAGUGAGAAAUCAGCUUGUUCUCAGUUCCAGCAUCACCCACAUAUCCCUCGCUACAGUUUGAGCCUCUCAUUUAAUCAGCAUUUUUUAUUAUUUAUUUAUUUUUUUUUUAUUUCAGAGACUCCGGUUGCGUUGUUGGUUACAGUUGAGUCUAUUAACCAUUGUUUUCAUCCGAAACAAAGAGCGACGCAGUUGGUCCCUUUAAGCAUUUGCAGCCAGAGGCGUUAUCACAGCUGGUAAAUCUGCUUUCCUGAAAAUGUAAAUCAAGGUCUCAGGCAGGCGGUUAUUGGGAUCAGACGCUCUAAUUAUUUCGUUCUAAUAUGUAGCGCAACAAACCGAUUUCCAAACUAAAAGUUGCCCUGUUAAAGAAAAUUGCUCGUAGCGUUUGUCUGCUAAGCAGCAUUUUUACGCUUGAGCUGCUACUUUGCUAAUUAAUGUCUUGAUCGUGCACAAAGCUACGUACUGCAUGUGCAGAUGUGCGUACUUGCAUUCUGCUGAUCGGUGUUUGACAGCGGCAGUGCUAGCAGUGUAGCAUUGCACCAACAAAGCUAACGGAGAAGACUGCAGGAUAGCAAAAUGUGCUAACCUGCAGAAAACUUCAGUUUUUACGAGGACAGCGAUUAAAGAUGCACAUUUAAUUUCAGUGAAAAGCAAGAAAAUCUGAGAAAUCGAGAAAUCUGAACCGCAUAUUUUAGUACGUUAAGAAUAUCUCUGAGUCCCAAAAUAUUUGCAGAUGUUCCUCGGCAGACCAGUGCGGGGGUGGUGUCUUACGCAGCGUUUAGCUAAUUUGAGCAGUAGAGAAGGUUCUCUCAUUGCAGCAAAAUUAAAUGCCUGCAGGAUGAUUUGCGAAAAAGUAAUUUGUAAGCUCCCUUCCUAGAGUUUUAUGGGCAUGCAACGCUCGUUAAAUCAAUGCUGGAUCAAGGCCGCUCUGCUUGAUGUUUGAUGAAAACAGUGACUUUAUCUGUAACCUGAAUGUAACCGAUACCACUCCGAUCUCCAAAGUAAAAAUGACAGAUGAGGGGAAAAAAAAAAAAAAAAAAAACUGUGGCAAACACAUAUCCAUAACGCCUGCUUCCUUUGCUCAAUAGUUGCAGAAAAAAAAAAAAUCAACUCGCCUUGCAAUCAGGGCAUUCAGCGCCGACAUUGACACUGCUGCUCCGUCCGCCCACCACCACCUAUUUGCCCCGUAGCGCAAGCAAACAGUCGGAUGCUCGCUGCUGCUGACUGGUGCAGUCGGGUGAGGGCGCAGGUUCCUGACGCUGGCGGGGGGAUUUCACAUCUCAGCGUGCCCAGUCAUCGUGCCAGUUGGCCUUGCCAGCCUUCAUUAGGUGAAAACAGUGAAAACAUUCCCCUCCUGGGGGGGGUUUAUGGUGCAGCUUCGAACAAUCGAUACCAAAAACCUCCAGCAUGGAACUGCCCUUCAGCCACGGGCAGAAUCUCCCCGGUCAGGAGAGACGGCCUCCACAUGAGUCCUGUGUAUCUAGCGGCAGCUUUCUCUACUAACUCUUAUCUUUCUGCUAAAUAUGACAAAGCAACUCGUGUUUCAGAUGAAUCCAGUGUUUCACUUUUUUUUUUUUAUUUUAUUUUAUUUCACUGUUCCUGUUACAAAAGCUGUGUUGAUGGUUGUUUUUCUUCAGCUUGGAUGAUGCAAAGACACGCCAAAAUGUUGAGGCACGCAACGGGACGUAGAAGGAGCCCUCCUACACAGGACGUACAAUCAAAGAGGGAUGGGGAACGUAGCACUUUUGUGAGGCUUUUGAUGGCAUGAAUGUGUAAAUGUAUGUGUGUGUGCGUGUGUGUGCGUGUGCGUGUGUGUCCGUUGGGCAAACUGUGAGGGAAGCAGUUGUUCAGCAAAGAGGUGCAUAAAGAAUGCGACCGUGUUGGGGAGGAAAAGGUCGACUGAACAGUGGCUGUUUUUUUUUUAGGUCUUAGUUUUGACCCUUCAUUCAUUCAUACAUUCAACACACGCCUUGCACUUCAGAGACUCCAGCUUAAUGCGUAUUGAACUUAGAUCAAAUCAGACCGUCUGCAGGAUUAGUUCACACGUUUUGGCUAAUUAUUCGUGUUGAUUGACUGAAAAGAAAGUGAAUUUAUUAGUUCUUAUGGGGAAAAAGGUGGAGGAGAAUCGAUGCCUUGUUGCAACAGAAUGCAGACGCUUGCGUCCGACUCAAGAUUGGAAAAUUGGUUAAAUUGUUCAGCCAAUGAGGAAACUGCUGUAAAAACACGUCUGUUAGGUUCUCUCCGAAAAGGAUGCACUUUGAGCACAUAUUUGUGUUUUUUUUUGUUUUGUUUUUUGGAUUUACGACUCAUGUGAAGCAAAUUACCCCAUUACUGUAAUUAUAAUACCGGCCAACAUGAGACACGUAAUUUAUAUGUUCUCUCCUCUCAGAUUAAAAUCUCUCCUGACACCUGACAGCUCUCCAAGUCACUUCAGAGCAAGAUUGGCGUUUUGUUCCCUUCGUGUCUCUCGGCCUGUCAGAGCAGGUUUUUAUUUUUUGUCGCAGCGCCACAGUGGGCCACAGUGGGUCUCCCGUCGUCUCCCAGGCUCCUCCAGGCCCGGCUAGCUGCCGUCCCACAGCUCUGAUUAGCAUUAGCACUCCCGGGUCCUCUACUCCAUUUUGCCGUUCAGCUAAUGAGGUAGCUCUGGGUCGCAGGGAAACCGAGAGGUCUGGAGAAAAAAAAUAAAAUAAAAUAACAGGCAUCUUGCGCCGGAGUGUUUCCACCAAAAGAAAAACCCUGUUAGAAAUGAGAAUUUCCUGCAGACUUUGAGAUAUUUGUCCAAACUUUGACGAAAAAGGGAUUAAAAAAAAUAAUAAUUUCCCCAAAUGAAUAUCGAAAUCAUUAAAUCAGCCAUUGCAUUUUAUCUCAUGGAUUACUGAUAAAAUGAAUUACCAUUUAUCUGCCAAGUCCCGGCGGAUAUUUAAUCCACUCUGCGUCUCCCGGCCCUCCCUCUCUCUUCCUUCACAGUUAAAGUGCCAUUCUGCUUUUCCCUCCAUCCUCACCCCAUCUCUUCCUUUCUGUCCACAGCAGUUGUCCAUGCACUAUCAGCUGCAGGAAUGCUGAAUGCACACUUUACACGUUUUUGCCCAAAGAUUUGCAUAUUUGCAAGUUAACUGCUGUGAAUGUAGUAGACGUAGUGGAAAAGAGCCGAGAGUCAGAGAUGCAGAAAAGGAGUGAAGGAUGGAGGAUGGAGGGAGGGGGGUUGUUAUCGUUUUUUUUUUUCUUUUACCUAACCGUCCAUUAACUCUUAAUUACCGAUAUGCUCCAACUCUUCAUGCUGCAUAACAUUCUCAGUCUCUCGUCUGCUGUCAGCUGGAGCCGAACACAUUGUUCACAAAUGUAAAAUAAUGUUCUCAUGGUCUUAUAGCGUGUCCAGUAUAGUGGCGCUAGCAGCUUAAGCAGGAGUGAAGUAGCUUUAGUUUAAGUUAGCUUCUUAGCACACUGCAGAUAGCACCGUCAAGUCUCAUUUCAAACACGAGGGUUGGCUCGAGUCUUCGGAAACUGUCACGGAAUCCGACGUUAGAUCAUUACCAUUGGGAAUAACUUCACUUCACACGAAAUGGGAAGAGUCCAGAGGAAAUCCUGAGGAUUUACUGGAGGUGUUUUCACACUGAAGGUCUAAAAAAAACAACGUGGUGAUAUGAGUAAAUUUUACGCCUUGGGUGCAGAAAAACACCUGGAUUUGGUGUUCUAUGAUCAACAGCAGAUGUUCUCUGGUUGGUUUCUUGGGUCUUUAGGUCUGAUGUAAAGAAGUUAAAAAGUGCUCCAUGUAUGGUUCUGUUUUUUGUGUGAAUGUCAGAAUGAGCACAGACAUAAUUUUCUGGCAGAAACGGAUUCAUUUUGGUGUGGAGUUACGGGGGCCCAUUUAACCGAGCUGUGUUUCACUUAACAAACCAAACGACACGCUCGAGACCCAUUAGUUGCAAAAGUUGCAUCUUAAUCUGCAGUUUUGUGACCAUCCUAUGAGAAAUGGAACACCAAAAAGUAAAAGACUAAAAUCAGUGUGAAAGCAGCCUUUAGACAUCAUCUGUGACCACUGCUCACUGUUUAGACAUUCUCCUCAGAGGAACCAGGCUUCAGUUUCCAGAGUUUUCCACCAUAUCAUCCUAAAGAAGGAUUGUCUCUUCUGGCAGCUUUUGUAAAUAGCGUGAGAUCUCAAACACAGAGCGCUCUGUGUGGAAUUAACCGUAACGUGGCAACAGCACCGUCUCAGACAUUUCUAUAGAUCUGCUUUAGUUCUUGCAAACAUUGCACUACAUGAUCAUACUUAGCUAUUGCACUCUUCAUGUGCGCGCACUGCUAGCAUAGUCUGUUGGAGCACUCUGUCAAAUAUCCACUUAACAUAUUUUUUGAAACGCAGCCGGGAUGCACUUUGCCGCCAAGAACGUUUUUUCUGGUCAGUCGGACGGACACAUCCGCUUAAACCCUCCAGUCUUCAUCACCCCUGCAGCAGUAUGUUGUCGUCUGCAAACACUCGAACAAACUUUCUUGGUAUCAGCGGCAUCCCGGUGUGACUCUUGUCUGUACCUACUGUGUUUGUCCAUGCUUGAUGUGUCAGUAUAUAAGAGAUUCACAGAUCUUUACUCCUCUCCUUUGUGUCUGUACGUUUCACCUCCCCCAACCCACAACAAACCCUCUUCGCCAAAAAACAAAAAAAAACAACAAAAAAAAACAAAACUCAACAAUCAGAGCCCCCCGGGGCCCGACAUGCUCAGAUAUCCAGCUGUUCUGAGGAGUAUUCUCAUGAGCUAUGCAGCUUGGGAGCUCCAAGCAGUUCUUUGGUGAGACUGCAAUAACUUUUCCACCUUGCCAGCUAAAUGUCCGUUUGGUCGGAGCAGAUUGUUUGACUUCAGCCGAUCCAUCCUUGUAGGUGUUUUUUUUUUUUUUUCUGUCUCAGUUUGCCCAUCCCCUGGCGCUUUCUUCUAAUGUUCUUUUAGUUCUGGCCUGUUCUAUCUCUCAGUACAUGAAAAGAGGAUUGGUACCAAAAAGAUUCAGUUUGUCUGUGAAACAUUACAGUGUAAUUUUCGUAGAGGUUUUGCUAAUUAGCAAGUUCAGCUAAUUAGCAAAACCAAUUUCUAAAAUCCAUUUCACUGUUGUUUUCGUUGGUCGAAAAAUUACCAAUUACAAAAAAAGUUUAUCUCUUAUUGACCAUAGAAACCAAAGAAUCCCCUGACAACAAUUAAGCCCAUGACCUUCGUAAAAAAAAAACUUUGUGAAUGUGAUUCUUUGGUUUCUUCAUUAACUGUUACUUGAAAUUUAAAUUGCUUUUCAGUGUAUCUUACUUUCAUGCUUUCGUUCAAUUUUACUGACGAACCUCGUCUCUUAAAAGUUUCAUCUCAGCAGGGUAAAGUAAAUAAGAUUCAGAGAGGCGGGGUUGUCCUUCUAGAUUAUUUCCACAUUAAACGUUUCCUGUUAUUGUGCCAUGGCUAAGAUAUCAAAAAAUGUGGUUAUAAUGGAAGUCAAUGGGACAUAUUUGUCCGCUGAGUAAAUUUUAAAUCUGAUGCUACACAAAAACUAACAAUGCAAUCAAGUUUAUGAAGUUAAUAUUUUUGAAAACUGAUAUGAAAAAAAUGCCCCAGCCACCCAACAUUAGUUUUAUGAAAAAAAGCAAUUUUUUGAUGUUUUGUUUUUUUUGUAAAAACAAGUGACUUCAGGUAAUUAAAGUGACAUUUAAAGGGUUAAAAUUCCUCAAAAUUAUUGACUUUUUGGUAGUUUUGUAAAGCGCGGAAGUGGUUUAAGAGAUUUUUGCAGACAAAAUCCUGUAUUUCACCCAUUUCAAAAUCUGGUGCAGUGGAUUUGGUGAUAAUGAGAUUGAAGUGGUGAAGAAAACUGAAAUAAACUUGGUGCCAAUCCUCUUGCGACAUAUUGAGUCGUCAAACCACUAUUGUCAACCGGAAGAGGUAUUUUUAGCACCUUUGUAUGAUCCUGUGUGUGUAAACGGAUCACGGCUAUAUGUUUCCUGGGAUGAAUGGAGUUGUAUAAAAGUGAAAAAAAGACAAGAAGAUGUGUUUUCACCAUCAUAACAUUCCUCUCACCGGUCCCACAGGGCCUCUGUAUCUCCAUUCACAUCAACCUUGGAUCCAUGAACCAUCACCUACACCCCCCACCGCCUUCUUCUCUUCUGUCACUGUCACCUCCGUUGACUUUAUGUUCAGUUCUUUUGUUUUACAAUUUUUUGCUGUACAAAGUGUUUAAAAUAUUAUUUGUAUUAUAUGAUGUUAGUAUGGUAAUGUUCUUUAUUAAGGAAGAAGAAAAUUUAUUUUUGUUACUGGUCUGUUUCAUAAUUCUUUUCUAAAUUGGUAUUGUAAGAUAUCUAUGCAAGAACUGUUAAGUGGAGCAUUUUUAUUUAAGAAUGUAAUAUGUGUAAUAAAUGGUAGAAUCUGA